Metarhizium album ARSEF 1941 is the source of this 1071-nucleotide messenger RNA. Its product is annotated as Fatty acid hydroxylase. Gene Ontology annotation, biological process: ergosterol biosynthetic process. Lineage: Eukaryota; Fungi; Ascomycota; Sordariomycetes; Hypocreales; Clavicipitaceae. Gene Ontology annotation, molecular function: C-4 methylsterol oxidase activity; iron ion binding. Bases 1 to 1071 code for a protein of 356 amino acids. The record is from RefSeq and is a predicted model, not a curated record. The transcript has a single exon.
AUGUCCGAGACGAAAAUCAUACCCAAGCACUCUAUGAAGUCUACGUGGCGGACCCAGGAGCGCCGGCAAUGGGGCCUCGCCCACUGGUUCUUCGACGUGCUCGGAGUGCUUCCCACCAGCCUCGACCGGCAUGUGCCCGUCCACCAAAAGUCGGAAAAGACGCCGUACCUGUCGGACUGGCAGCUGCACCGCUGGGCCAUGUUCCACACGGCCAUCCCGCUCAUCGUGCACCAGCUGUACGCCCAGUACGCGGGGACCAACCUGAGCAAGCCGCAGGCAGCGCUCUUCUACGGGUCGGCCAUGCUGCUCACCAGCAUCCGCGAGCUACACGUGCUGCGCGAGAUGGGCCACCGGCACGGCUUCCUCGACGGCGACACCCACGAGCGGGACGGCGUCCCGGACGGCGGCGUGUGGAAGGUCAUCGUCUCGCUCCUGUCGACCGUCUCGUUCCGCACCCUGCUCUUCGUCCUGCUCGCCUACCGCACCGCCGAGACGCCCGCCGACGUCAACUGGCCGUGGCUGCCGUUCGAGGUCGGCCUCUACGCCAUCGUCCUCGACUUCUGGUUCUACUGGUACCACCGCCUGAUGCACGAGAUGCCCGGCCUGUGGCGGUUCCACCGCACCCACCACCUCACCAAGCACCCCAACCCGCUGCUGACCCUGUACGCCGACGCCGUGCAGGAGGUGCUCGACAUUGUCGGCAUGCCGCUCCUCACCUACUCCUCCAUGAAGCUGGCCGGCAUGCCCAUGGGCUUCUACGAGCUGUGGAUCAGCGGCGCCUACGUCGUCUUCACCGAGCUCAUGGGCCACAGCGGCCUGCGCGUGUGCGGCUCGACCCCCAACAUGUUCAACUCCAUCCUGCGCCUCGUCGGCGCCGAGCUCACCAUCGAGGACCACGACCUGCACCACCGCAAGGGCUGGAGGGUCAGCGGCAACUACGGCAAGCAGACCUUCCUGUGGGACCGCAUCUUCGGCACCUGCAAGGACAGGAUGGAGACUCGCCCGGCAAACGUCGACUACGCGAACCGCAUCACCAUGCCGAUUUUCAUCACCAAGACGACGGCCGCAUGA